CCUCAAAAGACAUGGAAGGCCGUCGAGACCGAAGACUUCGGUUCGGGCAUCGAAGAAAGAAUGGGCGACUUCCAAUUCUCCACCCAAUUGAAGAAGAAGAAGAAGAAGCGGAGGACGAGCACGAGUCGAGUCUGAGAUUCACUUCAAAUUGGAUCCGAUCGCGGACUCGGUGUAAUGUAGGGACGACAUGUGGAGGGAGGAGAAGAGGUUCGAAGAAAUUGGCCCGCUGAUUCUAUGGCGUGCAAUUGGCUUGCAUCGACGGCCGAAUAGAGCACGUUGUUGCUCCGAGCUGCAACCUUUCGAAAUUCGUUCGUGGUAUGGCCCAGCGGACACCACUUCUAAUUCCGUAGAUGUAGACGGCGGGCUGCCUUCGAGCACGUUGUUUAUGAAAAGGGAGUAGGGCUUAGCAUGAAGAAAUGCGCGUCAGCGGCCCUUUCAGUCCAAUUGAAGUUUGGGUCUCGGCAUCAUCGUCCGCGGGUCACGACUUCUUUAACACAUCUUGAGUAAGUCGGAAAGACAUAGAGCUAGCCCUUCGGUUUCUGUGCUGGGGCGAUAGCUCAAUCGAUCAGAUUCUUUCUAGAGUGUGGCCAUUUCGUCAGCACUAGAGUUGUGGUACGAUUUCAGUGUCGGCAGAGUGACCUAAAUGAGAAAUGUAAAGCAAAACAUGACAUGAUGCCGUUCUCUUGAGCCACACAAUUUCAAGACCAUAGGGGCAAAGGUAGUCUGUUCUUCUUGUCCAUUGUUCAUCGUAGGUUUGGAACCGCCCUUGCUCAAAAGCCGGAUUAGCAAGAAGACCCACAUCGACUCUUUACGGUCUUCGAUUCGACAUGACUCUCUUUGUAGGAAACGCUCACUAGAUUCCAGGGAAGAUGGGACUGGCAGCGGAGAAGGAGGAAUUUUUAUUUAAGUUUUGGAUUUUCUAAUGGAAUCUACAAAUUUUUGGUCACCAACAUGCAUUAGCGUAGAUCUAUGCACCACCUCCCCAUCAGAAGUUUCAAAUUUCGUGCUAAGAAAGGUGCCCUAAUCUUUGGGAGCAAGCACAGAAUUGAUUCUUGUUUAAUUCAUUGGGAACGUCACACGUUCUUACUCGGACAAGUACUCGUUGUGGGAGUCCAAUCACCUCGGAGCUUCGAAGCAAAGCAUCAUCAGCAUCGAGGUGUUUCAUCGCCAGGAAUUAGUGAAAAGGUCAUCGAGGUAUGUGAUAUUUCCUACUUGACCACAACACUUGACAAAUCCUCGAUCAGCUCCAUGAACACCAAACGUCCAUUCCUGCAUAAUAAGGUACGAUUGAGCUUGGUAUGACCUAGAAUCAUAGACGUACUGUUAUGUCGAUCAAUGUUAAGAAGCCAAGCGUCAAUCAUCUCCGAUUACAUAUAUGGAUGGGUAUCGAAGUUAAGUAUCUACUUUAGAAACAUUUAUGAUGUGUGAUAUCUGUUAAGCUUUCUUGGAGAUUACACAUUCCUGCACAUUUAUCCAAUGGGACGCAAAAUAUCUCAUCUAGUAGUUUGAGCGCUUGAAGAACUCGUCAAAAGGUAGUCUCCUUGAUAUGUACCUCUUAGUCUCUAAACCCCCCCUCAGUUAACUGCUGUUAACACAGUUUGUUCUCUUUAACUAUUUA
Marchantia polymorpha subsp. ruderalis is the source of this 1618-nucleotide messenger RNA. Lineage: Eukaryota; Viridiplantae; Streptophyta; Marchantiopsida; Marchantiales; Marchantiaceae. The record is from the annotation of a GenBank genome assembly.